This is a messenger RNA of Olea europaea var. sylvestris, 1019 nucleotides long. RefSeq names its product probable WRKY transcription factor 70. The record is from RefSeq and is a predicted model, not a curated record. Lineage: Eukaryota; Viridiplantae; Streptophyta; Magnoliopsida; Lamiales; Oleaceae. Gene Ontology annotation, molecular function: DNA-binding transcription factor activity; sequence-specific DNA binding. Gene Ontology annotation, biological process: regulation of DNA-templated transcription. The transcript has 3 exons. Bases 33 to 869 code for a protein of 278 amino acids.
UGUUUCAUAUUCCUUACUCAAGGCCAAAAAAAAUGGAGUUCUCUACUGGCCGGAAACGGGUGAUCGACAAGUUGACUCGCGGCCUUGAACUCAUCAACCCACUCCGAGUCAUGCUGAAUGGUGAUGGUGCAUUAGAACUGCCUUUGGCUGAAGGUCUUGUGGACAAAAUCUGGGAUACUUUUAAUGAGAGUCUUUCGAUUCUAAGCUCAACUGGGUCCGAUGAGGUUUCUCGAUUACCGGCCGUGAAUUGGGAUGGCCGGAAAUCUCAAGAUUCCAGCGAAAGUUGCAAGACUUUUGAGUCGAAAAAUCGGAGAGGACGAUACAAGAGAAGGACAACAACUGAGACAUGGACAAAAGACACCCCUACUUUGUUUGAAGAUGGCCACGCUUGGAGAAAAUAUGGACAAAAAGUCAUCCUCAAUGCUAAACAUCCUAGGAGCUACUUGAGGUGCACCCACAAGUAUGAUCAAGGAUGCCAAGCAAGCAAACAAGUGCAGCAAAUUCAAGACGAUCCACCAAUAUACAGGAACACAUACCUUGGCCAACAUACGUGCAACAACUUAUUCAAACCUUGUCAAGUCAUCAUGGAUUCCACUGUUAAGGAUUCUUCCAUAAUUUUGAGUUUCGGUACGGCGUCGAAAUCAACCAAACCCGUGGAAUAUUCGCCGGCAAGUCGGGUGAUUCCAACGAUUUUGUCAUCUGAUUAUUUUGUGGGUCAUGAUCAUCAUCAUCUGACGGCUGCAAUUUCAUCAGGAGUUGAUCAUGGGGAUGUGUUUUCUUCUGAUGUAUAUUCUUGCACAGCAAGUACUCACAGCAUGGAGGCUGAUAUGAUGGUAGAGUCCCUAUUUGAUGAUUUGCCUGAAUUUUGAUGGACAAACCACUUGAUCUAGAAAACAAAAGUUGUAUUAAUAACGGUUUAUGUAAAGUUUAUUUUGUCGAGUGUUUCUUUCUUGAUGUAAAAAGAUUAGAUUUUUCUUAUAAAUAAUCUGAUUAGAAUUGCAGGGCUAUGUUUCUAUUUC